Messenger RNA from Staurois parvus, 337 nucleotides. The record is from the annotation of a GenBank genome assembly. NCBI's taxonomy places the organism in Eukaryota, Metazoa, Chordata, Amphibia, Anura, Ranidae.
CAUUGAUAGGUGGCACUGACUGGCACUGAUGGGUGACAUUGAAAGGCAGCUCAGAUAGGCACUGAUAUGUGGCAUUGAUGUGCACUGGUAGGCAGGCACUGAUAUGUGGCAUUGAUGUGCACUGGUAGGCACUGAUAUGUGGCAUUGAAGUGGCACUGAUGGGCACUGGUACAUGGCACUGAUGAGCACUGACAGGUGGCACUUCUGGGGCUACACUGAUCAUCAGGGCACACUGAUCAUCAGUGCCCUGAUGAUCACUGUCAGUGUGACAGCUCGAGAGGAGAGAAAUGCCGAUAACCGGCAUUUCCGUGUUUACAUGUGAUCAGCUGUGAUUGGA